UUCGUUUCUAGUUCCCACUUCACAAUUUCAGUUAAAAUAUCAUCAAGAAAAAACGUAGUCUCAUAUAAGUUCAUAACACUAUUUAUUUAUUCUAAUUCUAAUGCUACACCAUCGUUGUAGCUUUGCUCCGCCGUUAACCACCGUCAUAAGUAACCACCUCUUUUUCAUACCUUCAACAUCAUCAUGUCAAGCCCUAAUUCCAGAUCAUUGAACUGGCACUACACUGAGCUUGAUGAUAGAGACCUAGAAAUCAAAGGCAGAACACUUUUCUUCGUUAUUGUACUCUUCUCAAUUUUCCUUCUUGUUAUCGUUCUCUUCUUCUACACACGUUGGGUCUGCCGCUACCAUACUCACAUCACCACGACAUACUCCGCCUCCAUCCACGCGCCGCCAGCUCAACCACCUCAAGGAUUAGACCCUGCUGCAAUCAAGAAACUGCCCAUUAUUCUUCAUCAAGCUCCGACGGACCCCGAGAACGGCGCGUGGGAAGAGACUGAGUGUUGUAUUUGUCUUGGAGAAUUUAGAGACGGUGAGAAACUGAAGGUUUUACCAGGGUGUGAACAUUAUUUUCAUUGUGAUUGUGUUGAUAAGUGGUUAACUCAUCAAUCUAGUUGUCCACUUUGUAGAGGUUCUCUCAAAGUUGAACCUUCUUUUCCUAAGAUUUUGAUUCAAGAACCACCCAUUAGAAUUGAUAUUCAAUUCUAGCUCUUAAUCUCAUUCAUGGAUCUUAAUCUCAUUUUACAAAUAUUAAUAAAAAUUAUGGCUUUUCUUAAUUUUA
Medicago truncatula (barrel medic) is the source of this 778-nucleotide messenger RNA. Its product is annotated as RING-H2 finger protein ATL66. The transcript has a single exon. Bases 184 to 705 code for a protein of 173 amino acids. Gene Ontology annotation, biological process: protein ubiquitination. Lineage: Eukaryota; Viridiplantae; Streptophyta; Magnoliopsida; Fabales; Fabaceae. The record is from RefSeq and is a predicted model, not a curated record. Gene Ontology annotation, molecular function: transferase activity.